AUGAACAACGACCAACAGCAACAACACGACCCUCCGCUGCGGCCUCGACCGUCGCAGGUCGCCCCUUCAUCGCCUCCACCGUUGUGGGCGCAUAGGAGCGCCUCGAGCAUGUCGGCUGCCCCCAAUCACUCCACAACCAAACAACUGCCUCCCGCCUCUGCUCCUUACGCUUCACGGCCCAGCACCGCCCAUGCCACCAUAGCGCCGCCCUCUGCCCUCGCCAACUUCUCUCGUCCUCAGCCGCGCCAGUCCAUCGAUGCUCCUGCCCCUCCAUCCAUCCAUCCCCGCCGACGACAGCAUUCGCAAGGCUUCUUUGAGCCCUCGUUACCGCAUACUUCGCACAUGCCCGCUUCCCACAUCGCUGCUCAAGCCGCCAUGCACCAUAUGCACUCGCAGAAUCAGGAUCGCAAACGACCCAAUCCUCCCUUGCAGCCCAUCAACAUCGCUGCCAGUCGCGCCGACCGUCGCAUCGUCUCUCCCACCACCCUGAGCCCACCCCCGCUGCCGUCAAGCAAUAUAGACAGCAGGAUCACCGCCACCACUGCCGCCAACGUCGCUUUCCCUCGUAGUCCAGGCCCCAUGCCUUCACCCCACGCUCUGACCGCCGAUCAACCCGUCUCUGCCCCUCCCGUGCCCAUACCUGCCGAAACAAAGGUCAAGGAACGCUCCAAGAUGAAGCUGUUCCACAAGCCAAAGAGUAUUGGAAUCACAAAAGACAAGGACUUGGAUAAAAAGGCCGCUCCUGCUCUGCCUUCUCCCAAUCGGGGUCUUCUGCGCGCCGGUUUCGCAAGUGCCUCCAUGACCAGUCUGACCGACCCAAACUCGUCGGCUGCUGCUUCCGUCUACUCCUCGGCCAACACAUCAACUUCCACUCUGGUACCCGUGACCACGACGGCCACUGCCACGGCCGACAAGAAGGAGGGAGGGGAGAAACACAGACACCACUUCUUGUCAAGGCAAAAACAAAAAGACCGAGGUGCUCUGCCCCUGUCCUCGGCCUCGUCAAACUCGACCGCUGUAGACCCAAAUGCUCCACAAUCCUUGUACUCGUUCACUCCUCAAUCUCCUGGUUUCUCCAAAUCUGUCAGUGGUCUGGACUUGCGACAUGGCGGACGUGCUCUGCGAGAGAAGAAAAAGGAGGAAAAGGCCGCGGCCGCUGCUGCCACCAAUCUGACGCCUACAAUGUCAAACACUUCUGGCAACCUGCUAAGAGACGACUCGAGGAGCGACUUCGCCGGCCCUAGCAGUCUGGAUUCGGCUUCAAUACUUGGUCCUCCGAGCAGCAACUCUCUCUUCUCUCUACCCUUGUACGAGCCACAACCCACCAUGUCCGCUGCUGCUUUUGACGGUCUUGGCAAGAGUAUGGGUCUACACGGCAUCACGGCUGACGAUGCUUGGCCGUUACUGAAAGCAAGACUCUUGAACAUUUUCUCCGGCGAAGAUCUACGGACGCCAAUCGAAGACUUCAACUUACUGGUCUCUGUGCACAUCCGACGAUGUAUACAGAAGCGCGCUCCUGUAGUGUUGGUUGAAGACUUGAGGGAGCUGCUUGCAACGGGCUUCUCUUCUCUCGCCCAAACACUGCAUAGAGUGCCCGACGAACGACUCGUGACACGCCUAGUCGCCAUUUGGCAGACCACCUUCAGCUCCAUACUUCCCUUCAUCCAAGCAGUAUUCCUACCGUUGGAUCUCGAAUUCAGGGGUCACGGCAGCAUAAUGAGUGCAAGAGAAGCUCAAGAGUUCUGGGGUGCUUUCGUGCCCGCUGAGAUGCCACCACCAUUCUCACGGAAACACUCAACAUCAUUCGACGAGAUGAGACCGGGCAGUUCUGGAUGCGCGACAAUAACAAGCAAUACUUCAAACUCGAACCGCAUGCCUGGACUCGGAGAGGAAUUGGACGUACGCCGCAUUGCCUUGAUCGUCUUCCGCGACGUGGUCCUCCUUCCACGCCAUGAGACGUUGCUUGCAAUCUUUUCACGAUUAUCUCUGGACAGUAUAAACACUGCUCCUGCGUCCAGCAAUCUAUCAUCUUCACCGCCCAUGUCCAGCAACCGUGGGCGAGGCUUUUCCAAUCCAGCGGCUGGAGGCGCAGAAAGACCAUCUACAGGCGGCUCUCUAUCCCCACGUCUAGGAAGCAGCUACAACAGCAAUGUCAACUACCUCGACAGUGGCAACACGACUAUAGUCUCCAGCCCACCCACACAACACAGUCGCAGCAGAGCUGCUUCCAACACUUCUGCCGGCAGCUUUGGCACUUCUCUACCUCACACCACAUCACACUACCCCACCACUUCCAUCGACAGUGUGACCUCCUCCACACCCGCCUUUUCAUCCUCAUUCUCCCCCGAUCCUUCGGGCAGACCACCCACGUUUGCAGACCCGGCGCAGGUCACGCAGACGGUGGCUAGAAUGCUACAAUGCGUCAGUGUUGUCGCGGGAGCGCAGACUGGAGAUCAGAGUCAAGCUGUUGUGGAGAGGUUGACGAGGGAGUUGAAGUAUAAUUGGUUGGGUAGAGGGAGGACGGGGAGACAGAGGAGGGGGUGGGUGGGUGUCAAGGGCAAGAAUGCUGGGUGCUUGGGACAGGGACAAGGACAAGGACAGGUUAAUGGGUUGGGUGUUGUGGGUGCUUGA
Aureobasidium uvarum is the source of this 2631-nucleotide messenger RNA. The record is from the annotation of a GenBank genome assembly. Lineage: Eukaryota; Fungi; Ascomycota; Dothideomycetes; Dothideales; Saccotheciaceae.